AUUUGCAGUUUCUGGCAUCGCUCCUCUUCAGCUUCACGCCAGCUUUAAGUUUAUCAGCUCCUUGGUGAGGCUCCCUUUUAUCCACCCUCCCAAUAGCUUUAUUGGCAUGGUGCCAUGGCAGCUGUGAUCGCAGGUGUUCCUGAAGCAGCUCGAGCUUCUAGGCAGCGGUUUUCCGGCAAGCGGCAAUGUAAAGGUUUAAACAUUGUGUGCGGGAGUCGUUGAAAGUAGAGUGGUCUUCCUUCGAAGGGGGCUUUCAGUGGUUGUGUGCCUGGGAGACCAGAGAAGCAACUUUGUUCUCGGGUUCUGAAGCGCAUUGGGUGGAGAGUAUGGCCAGAGGUCUAAGCCAGCGAACCCUUUGGGGCAGGACCAAGGAGUGGGGGGGUGGGGGGGAGGUUUGGCGCAAAAGGUUAAUCCACUGCAAUUUAGCAGCUCGUCACAUUAUGGGGAAACAUCUACGGGCAGAUGCAUCGAGUAGGCGUGGAAGCACAUUCUUCACAGCUCGCGCAAGUCCUUCCUUGCGCAUGAUGAUGAAGGAGGAGCACCUCCAGCGUCCAUUCCGUUGGCGUUCAGUCCGUCGGAGGUCCGUUCCGGCUGCCAAAUCUACCAAGACUGGACCCGUUGCUUACGGUGGCCCUGCGAACAAGCGACUAGAGGGGGCGACGCGAGCUUGACCAGUUCCGUUCCCGUUGGCGACCCCGUUCCGGUCUGGCCGUAGCAACGGUUCUGAAGUCGGCGGUGGAUGCGAGUCGUAGGGUAAAAAGCGUUGCUUGAAAUCCGUUUUUAGUACCUUGAUGUUCUUAGUCUCAGGUAACAUCAACCAGGAGCCAAGUUGUCUUGUAUGAUUUGUGAAAGUCUUCACGAUUACUGCAAGUCAUUCCGAAUACAGAACCGAACAGAUUGUCUCCGGUUUAGCAGAGCUUCUUUCCCUGGACGACCAAAUGCUUCCUGAUUGCAAGUCUCAACACAUUGGCUCAUCGGUAUGCAUCCUCG
Klebsormidium nitens is the source of this 990-nucleotide messenger RNA. Lineage: Eukaryota; Viridiplantae; Streptophyta; Klebsormidiophyceae; Klebsormidiales; Klebsormidiaceae. The record is from the annotation of a GenBank genome assembly.